AAAGUGCUCAACCUCAAAGAUAGUGAUUAUGAUCUUCGCUCGAUACCAGGGAAAUAUAUUGAUGCCCUAGGAACCUUAACCACUCACAACAACAUGGAAUUGAUCAUUGUAGAAGCGUCAAGUGGACAAUUCAAGGAAAAUGUCGCACAUUCAAUUGAAGACACACUCAAGAUACUAGAAUGUGGAAUUGCAUCGUUACGAAAAGAGGCCGCUCAUUACAACGACGCCUCGUUGUCAACAUUCAAGAGUCUUAAGGUUUAUGGGGUACAAGUCAUCAAAUCCCAAUUCACUCUAUCAGCAAUUUCCUUGGAUGAUGAGUCACAUUGGAAAUGCAUUGAAAUAAGGAGUGCCCAAUUGCCAACAGGUUGGAGUGAUCGAAUCGGUCUAAUUCAAUAUCUAGAACUUCUAGCGACCCUUUACGUAUGUUUAUAA
Messenger RNA from Mucor mucedo, 432 nucleotides. RefSeq lists its product as uncharacterized. The transcript has 2 exons. Lineage: Eukaryota; Fungi; Mucoromycota; Mucoromycetes; Mucorales; Mucoraceae. The annotation marks the transcript as partial. The record is from RefSeq and is a predicted model, not a curated record.